Chara braunii is the source of this 486-nucleotide messenger RNA. The record is from the annotation of a GenBank genome assembly. Lineage: Eukaryota; Viridiplantae; Streptophyta; Charophyceae; Charales; Characeae.
UCGAGGGAGGUGGGAGGAUCGAGGCCCGGGGAGCAGGAUCGGGAUAGAGAGCGAUCGGGGAGCUGAAAGAGGUGCCAGACCGGGAGCAGGUUUGGGAUAGGGAGAUAUCGGGAUCGGGGAAUGUGGGAGGAUCGAGGGCCGGGGAGGAGGAUCGGGAUAGAGGGAGAUCGGGAUCAGGGAAAGUGGAUCGAUGCCGGGUCAGUGGGAAGCAGCAUCGAAGUAGACAUCGGGAUGAGCAAGAAGCUGGAUUGUGGUAGAGGGAGGUCGGGAUUGGGGAGGCGGGAGCAGAAAGAGAGGGAGAUCGGGAUCAGGGAAGGUGGGAGGAUCGAGGCCUGGUUAGAGGGAAGUGGCAUCGGAGCAGACAUCGAGACGAGCAAGAAGCCGGAUUGGGAUAGAGGGAGGUCGGAAUUGGGGAAGGCGGGAGGAGAAAGAGGUGGUGGUGGGGGCACGAGGUGAAGCGAAGCAGAAUAAAACGGUUCGGAGAAA